GAAGCGACAUUCAAAGUGUCAACUAGUGCAUCACACCGCUGCAGCAAUGGACGAGGAAGGACCGCAGGUUCGUGUCAAAUUCGUGACCAAGGACGGGUCCAUCCGAGUGACGGAGACGCCGUUCGCGGUUCCUUCGCGUCUCAACCGCCGUGGACUCUCGCAAGUAGUUAACCACCUGUUGGCCACAGGCGACUCACCUCGUCCGUUUGACUUUCUCAUCGACGGGCUGUUCCUGCGCUCGUCGCUGGACAAGUAUCUGCAGACUAACGACGUCUCCGAGGAAGCUCUACUGACUCUCGAGUACGUGGAGGCGCUUCCUGAGCCCCAGAAGCAGAACGGUAGUGACCAUCCGGACUGGGUGAGUGCUGUAGCAUCUCUGGAUGACGAGCUAGUCGUCACCGGUUGCUAUGACGGCGUACUGCGUGUGUACGACGCCCAGGGAGACUGUAAGGCCUCCGUGAAGGCUCACCAGGGCGCCGUUAAAGCAGUCAGCGUGUCGUCCAGUAAGAGUGGAGAGUUUGUCGUUGCCAGUAGUGGCAAAGAUCAGCUCGCACAGCUCUGGAGAUACACGGUUAAGUCGUCCAAAUUGUCGCCACUGGCAGCAUUGACCGGCCACUUGAACAGUGUCGAUGCCGUGCAGCUGCACGCGUCCGGUAACCGUGUAGUGACCGGCAGUUGGGACAACACAGUGCGUGUGUGGCAGACCCCAAAUGGCUCAGAGGAUUCAAGUGAACAGCGUUCUUCAAAGAAGCACAAGAAGACGGAAGACGAUGCCGGUGCCGUGAGUUUCCGGCAACUCGAAGCCGAGAUCGUGCUGGUCGGUCACACGAGCUACGUGACGGGCGUGGCGUUCCGUCCCAAGACCUCAGAGCACGACGAAGACGUCGUUGUAUCUGCCGGUAGCGACCGCAGCGUGCGUCUAUGGGACCUCGUAACCCAGUCCUGCUCGCAGGCACUUGCCGGUAACCGUGCCGUGUCGGACCUAACCGUAAACGCGACCGGUCUGAUCCUCACGGCGCACCCGGACCACUGUGUUCGUCUAUGGGAUCCGCGUGCACAGCAGAGUGGCGAGAGUAUCGUGCAGCGUACGUUCCGUUCACACAAGGAAUGGGUCAGUUCGGUGUCUUGGCAUCCGAGUAACGAGCACUUGUUCGUAUCCGGAGGAUACGACGGCACGGCCAAGGUGUGGGAUGCACGCAGCACCAUCCCGCUGCACACUGUGAGUGCACACGAAGGCAAAGUCCUUGACCUGUCGUGGAGAAACCAGGAAGAGAGUGUGGCUUUCGUCACGGGUGGAGACGACAAGAAACUCAACUUUUUCAACGUGUAA
Phytophthora infestans T30-4 is the source of this 1330-nucleotide messenger RNA. RefSeq lists its product as uncharacterized. Gene Ontology annotation, cellular component: preribosome, large subunit precursor. Gene Ontology annotation, molecular function: protein binding. Gene Ontology annotation, biological process: ribosome biogenesis. Bases 47 to 1330 code for a protein of 427 amino acids. The record is from RefSeq and is a predicted model, not a curated record. Lineage: Eukaryota; Oomycota; Peronosporomycetes; Peronosporales; Peronosporaceae. The transcript has 2 exons.